GCUGAAUUUUCUGAUGACCUUAACAAUACAUAUACGCGGUGGAGAAAAUUUAAACAAGUAAUGUAUGAAAAAUACGCAGAAGUUAUUAGUAAGAUUGCACAAAUUUGUCCUUUGGAAUUCCUCAGUAUUUCAUGCAAUAGUAAAGGUAUAAAACAAACUAGUAAAUUUUAUAAUAUGAGAGAUACAACUUUAUAUAAAAUCACAGAUUCAUGCCCAAAUCUACAAUACCUAAAACUUGAAUCUUCUAAACUAUCUGAUAUAUCAUUGGAAAAA
This is a messenger RNA of Dentiscutata erythropus, 273 nucleotides long. NCBI's taxonomy places the organism in Eukaryota, Fungi, Glomeromycota, Glomeromycetes, Diversisporales, Gigasporaceae. The record is from the annotation of a GenBank genome assembly.